Messenger RNA from Malus domestica (apple), 1008 nucleotides. The record is from RefSeq and is a predicted model, not a curated record. NCBI's taxonomy places the organism in Eukaryota, Viridiplantae, Streptophyta, Magnoliopsida, Rosales, Rosaceae.
UAUGAGCAACUAAACUAGAACUGCACUCAUAGAGCUAACACUAAAUUGGUUAGCAUGCAUUAGAUGGUGAAUCGUGAUCAUUUGUGAGUGACAGAUUAUUAUAAGACCCACUUCAUGGGUUUAGUUAUUGUCGGUGGGAGAUAAAAUUGAAAAGAAUUUUUAGGAUGAAUGAUUUAUCUGCAAUAUUUAAAAUAUUCACAAAAUUGUUUAUAUUUUUGUUGAAAUAUACGAAAAAUCAAGGAUCGAUAUGGAUAGAAUGUGAAGUGCAAAUUUCACUCUAAAUUGGUGAGAUAUAGGAUCAAUGCAUAUCGACGCUAUUUACCGAUUAUUACAUAAAUUUUAUCAAGUUCAUUGCAGAUGUCGAACUUUUGAAUUUUUUGAAUUUUGGCAUGAGUUAGAAGCGGAGGUGCCUGCAAGUGAAGCAUGGGAGCUCUUCGGCACGCUUGCGCUGGCAAGAUUCGUGGAACAACAACUUCCAGAUAUGAUUGAAAAAGUUCAAGUCAUACAUGGUGAUGGAGGGGCUGGGACUAUUAUUCAUAUCAAGUUUGCAUCAGGUGUUGGACACACGGAAAAGUUCACAAAGGCAGACAAUGAGACGCGAGCGAAAGAAGCUGAGGUGAAUGAAGGCGGACCUGGAUUUUGGACUUAGCUCAUACCGUGUUCGGUUUGAAGUAGCAGAGAAAAUAGGAGUUGCCGGCCGGGGAUUCGCAACCCUCUUGCUGCUGCAUCAUCAAAACCAGAGUCGAGUAUGAUGUCAAGGAAGAGACGACUGAUGCUCCCAACGCCUCCUCACUCGUCUCUAUCGAGCCAUUCGUUACCAUUGCAGAGGCAGCAAAGAUCCAUCUCAUGAAAAAUAACUUGUACUUGUUGGAUCGAUCGGUCCUAGCUCAAAAUAUUUUCUGCAUUAAUAAGCGUAUCAAGUUCCUAAGAUCUUGUUAAAAUUCAACAGCCAUAUUUUUCACAAGAACUUAUUUUCAAAUUUGAUGCACAUAAGAUUAUUAAAAGUCA